Symbiodinium sp. CCMP2592 is the source of this 936-nucleotide messenger RNA. NCBI's taxonomy places the organism in Eukaryota, Dinophyceae, Suessiales, Symbiodiniaceae. The record is from the annotation of a GenBank genome assembly.
AUGACCAUCGAUGUGGAGACCGCGAUCGUGCGCGUUGGCGGGUGGCUGCCGUGGCAAGGGUGCUUCUGCUUCAUGCGGCCCGAGCGCCGCGUGGUGCUACAGGGCGACCUUCUCCUGCUCUGUCACCUUGCACAAGGCGAACACCCGGCAGUGCUGCAGAUGCGGUCCCUGAAGAAUCUGGGUAGCGUUCCAGAGAUUACGGACGUGGAUCCGUGUACUGUCCAGCGUGUUGUGCUGCUGGACGACGUGAAGGUGCUUUCUGAAGGUGCUAUCUGCACAGUCGUUCCCAAAGAGGGGCGUGCAUUACACCUUCAUUUCCGCACGCAGCAGGUAGCCAGGCAAUGGUGCCAGCUCCUGGACAAAGCUUGCCAGGGCAUAACCAGGCAGGAGGAGGUGUUGGAACAAGCAUCGGCGCUUUUCUCUGCUCCAAACCAGGCCUUGCCUGGAGAGUCUGCCACGCCUGCGUCCGGUAGCCAUUCGCCGGCGAAAGAGGAGCAGCCGGGCAAGCGAGGGAGCAGCAGAGAGGAUCCGUCGCCUCGGCGGGAGCAGGCACGCCUUUCCGACUUGGCGGUGCUCCACGUUCCCUUUGUCCAGGCCCGGCGCGAGACCAAAAGCUUGGAGCGAACGUCUGCUGCACAGGCAGAGGUAUCUUCGAAGGUCCGCCGCCCCCUGUCGACUGAGGGAGCCCCUGCGUCGCCCUCGCGGAGUCGCGCAUCCACUCCGGGGGGCCUCAAUAGCCUCUACGGCGGAGGCCGAAGGGCGGCCCCCGGAACGCUCACCGUACGUCCCAAAGAGCGAGUAAGUGGUGGCUUCUGGAACACUGCUGGUCGCCUCGAGGCCUUGACGGCGCCUCUCUCGCCGCGGGCCAGGAGUCGAAAAAUGGCAUUUCAGCAGCUGCUGGCCGGGGAUGAUGUGCUCCGGAGGAACCUGAGAUAA